AUGGUCGCAGUUCUUGGUGCAGGAACACGCCCUCGGUUUCAUACCGCCUUAUUGAAAUGGGCUCUGAGAGCAAGGCACCAGCACCCUCUCUUGCCCUCUGUCAGUCGGUCAGCCGUCACAGGGAGUCUACGCGUCUCUCCUGAAAAGGAAAUGCUGUUAUCUCUUUGUCGACAUACCAUCUGUGACUUCUUCCAUAGGGUCAAGUUUACUGUUGUCCCGUAUACGCAUGACCCAGAGCUCGUAUCCCAAGUCAACAACAUCGUUCAAACCUGGGACACCGCAGUUGCGCUUCGUCCACAUGUUGUCACAGCUAUCGGCGGUACCAUCGCUGCCUACAGUCACAUCACCAAUAUCGAGACGAAGGUGCAGAUUGCGCUAUUUACUACGAUCAUUCUGGCUCUGGAUGAUCCAGACAUCCUCGAUUCUGUGCCGUCCCGCGAGUUCCACCACAUGUUGUUUUCGCGCAUGGCUGAGAGCAGCUCGGGUUUGCUCGGGGAGCUCAGGCGGCUGCUCCCAGGUAUGUGGGACCAUUACUCCCGGUUCGCGGCGAGCGCAAUCGUCACGUCGGCUCUGGACUUCAUGAACAUGACGAUUCUUGAGAACGAGACGAGGGAGAUGUCGCUGUCUUCGGAAGGAGCGGCGUUCCUUGUUCAUCGUCGGACGAGGACUGCAACUGCAGAAGCAUAUGCGCACUUUAUCUGGGCGAAGGCGAAAUUCCCCGACGUCAAUGUGUACCUACAGGCUAUCCCCGAUGUUAUGGUCUACGUGAACUGCGUCAACGACAUUCUUUCCUUUUACAAGGAAGAGCUUGCGGGCGAAACGGGAAACUAUAUUGGGGACCGCGCCGCUAUAGAAAGAAGAACCUCGAUGGAGAUCCUGCAGGAAAUCGUCGAUGAGACGGUUGCCACAGCAGAGCGAAUCUGGCACAUCCUUGGGGAAGGGGAUGCAAGAGAAUCAUGGGAGAGUUUCGCGCGGGGCUAUAUCAGCGCGCACGCCCUUACCCCACGAUAUCGUCUUCAUGAGGUUCUAGAUAGGCAGUAUCUUUCCCACUAA
This is a messenger RNA of Sparassis crispa, 1053 nucleotides long. RefSeq lists its product with no specific name. NCBI's taxonomy places the organism in Eukaryota, Fungi, Basidiomycota, Agaricomycetes, Polyporales, Sparassidaceae. The transcript is spliced from 5 exons. Bases 1 to 1053 code for a protein of 350 amino acids. The record is from RefSeq and is a predicted model, not a curated record. Gene Ontology annotation, molecular function: carbon-oxygen lyase activity, acting on phosphates.